This is a messenger RNA of Elephantulus edwardii (Cape elephant shrew), 729 nucleotides long. It is a transcript of the gene MCEMP1, whose product is annotated as chromosome unknown open reading frame, human C19orf59. The record is from RefSeq and is a predicted model, not a curated record. The transcript has 8 exons. The coding region runs from base 1 to 729 and encodes 242 amino acids. Lineage: Eukaryota; Metazoa; Chordata; Mammalia; Macroscelidea; Macroscelididae.
AUGGUAACCCUGGGGUUUCAGGCCUCUGCUCCUUUGGUGCUGGUGGAGACCACCCGGGCCCCACUCAGGCAUUUCUCCCACGUACUGGCCCCUUCAGGCCCCAAGCUCAAAGGGACCAGGGAGGCCGAGGAAAUCUACAUGAACGAGAAGGCAAAGAUGCAGGCAGCAACCUUCAAAGACAAGAAAAAGGGGAUCCAAGCCAAAAACAAAGGUACAGAUGACCCUGAAUAUGAGAAUAUCAACUUGACCUUCAGAAACCAGGACCAACCAAAGAGUGGCCAUUCAUCAUUCCAGAGUCAGGUUCCAGCCCAAUCCAGCCCACCUUCAGGACCUGCCCAGGUCCCACAAUGGAUGUACCGAGCCAUUAUGAGUCUAUACAUUCUCCUCGCCUUGACCUUCAUCUUCUUCAUCAUUCUCUCAGCCGUACUCCUGGUGAAGAAUUCUGAGAUGUCGCAGGAGUUGAAAGACUUGAAAACGGAACUGCAGAACGCGACAAGCUUGAUGCUUGAGAACGAGAGACUUUCUCAGCAUAAACUCAGACAGACAGUUACCAGCAACAUCCAGACUUUGAGCCCUAAACUGGACAGACUGCAAGCAGCUGUGAGCAACAAUAUCAAGGAGAACGUUUCAAAGUUGGACAGCAGAUUGGGCACGAUUUUGGCGGAGCUGGCAAAGAAGCCAAAUACACGUGAGUUUGGAUUGGAGGAGAAGGGUGAACGAAGCCUCUGA